GAAGCUGUAUAUGCAGAUGGCCGACAGGAUGGCGAAGGACGGCUGGAAGGAGGCCGGCUAUGAGUAUGUGUGCAUGGAUGACUGCUGGCCCGCUUCCAGCCGCGAUGCCCAGGGCCGCCUUCAGGCCGACCCCAAGCGCUUCCCCGGGGGCAUCAAGAAGCUCGCGGACUAUGUUCACUCGAUGGGUCUGAAGCUGGGCAUUUAUGCCGACGUGGGUAUCAGGACCUGCGCCGGCUACCCUGGGAGCUUUGGACACUACGACAUUGAUGCCAAGACUUUCGCUGAGUGGGGGGUCGACCUGCUGAAAUUUGAUGGCUGCUACAUGCCUGACUGGAAAUUGCUGGCAGAAGGCUACAUGAACAUGUCAAGAGCAUUGAACAACACUGGCAGGAGUAUUUUGUAUUCCUGUGAGUGGCCCCUUUAUGAGUGGGAUCAUCAGCAGCCAAACUACACUGCCAUCCGGAAGACCUGCAACCAGUGGAGAAACUCUGGUGACAUUUUUGAUUCUUGGGCGAGUGUGACAGCCAUUACCGACUGGGCUGCAAAACACCAGAAUAUCAUAGUUCCAGCAGCAGGACCUGGAGGCUGGAAUGACCCAGACAUGCUGGUCUUGGGAAACUUUGGGCUCAGCUUUGAUCAACAAGUGACCCAGAUGGCCUUGUGGGCAGUCAUGGCUUCCCCAUUGCUGAUGUCGAAUGACCUGAGGGCUAUUGACCCAAAGUCCAGGGAUCUUUUGCAGAACAAGCAGGUCAUUGCUAUCAACCAAGACCCUUUGGGAAAACAGGGAUAUUUCAUGUUAAAGGUGAACAACUUUGAGAUAUGGGAGCGACCCCUGUCCGGAAAGAGGCUGGCUUUGGCGGUGACCAACAAGCAAGAUAUAGGUGGUCCUCGUACCUUCUUCCUCACUCUGGGCCUAAUGCCCAACGGGAAUCUCUGCUACCCCAAGUGCAACAUCACCCAAAUCCUACCCUUGUACAAGGAGCUCGGCAUCCAUAACCCGAACACCACGACUCAAGUCUCAGUCAACCCAACAGGCACCACCCUGUUAAUGAUCAAGCAAGUCGGGGGCUCAGCUAAACCCCAGCCGAGCAAAGGAAGGAUGCACAUACUCCACAAGGGGAAAACCAACCAUAUUCUAUAACCACGGGAGUGGCAAUGCUUUUAGAAGGGUGAAUAACUCAAUGGGCAGGCCCACUAUUUACCCAGAGCAACUUAUUGUGCACUAAUGACGCAACGGUACAGAGGCAAACAAAUGGAACACUCUGCCUUCAUCUUCCUCCAGAUUAUUCACACACCAUGUCUUUUAUGCAAUUAAUUUUAAUAAAGUUGUUCUGCUCACACAUUACUACCAUUGGUGAAUAAAUCACAACCAUGAAGACUC
Molecule: messenger RNA, 1381 nt
Organism: Paramormyrops kingsleyae
Lineage: Eukaryota; Metazoa; Chordata; Actinopteri; Osteoglossiformes; Mormyridae
Source: RefSeq, a predicted model, not a curated record